AAAGUUCAACAUGGCGGUGUCUGAAAUUUGUAAAUAAUGAACAGUCCACGUGGUUUAACAAAUUGUUAAAUAAAUUUACCAAUUUUAGCGAACAAGUAUUAACUGAUUCAGAAUAGCUUUAUUAUAUAAUUAUGGAAGUAAACGUAGGUAAUAUUGUCAUCCCUGGGGAUAGAAUAAUGAUACCUAUGAAUAAUCCCAAAGAAAAAGUUAUUCUUGGACCAGGUAUUCGAAGAGAAGAUGAAAUCAUUUAUGCAUGUAAAGCGGGUAUCUUAAGAAAAAGAGCAGCAAUUUAUUAUGUAGAUAGUUAUCAGAAAAGAUAUGUUCCUAAUCGUGGAGAAAAUGUAGUUGGAGUAGUAACUCAAAAAGUUGGAGAUAUCUUCAAAGUAGAUAUUGGUGCUAGUGAUCCAGCAGCUCUUUCUUACUUAGCAUUUGAAGGUGCAAGUAAAAGGAAUCGUCCAGAUGUGCAAGUGGGUGAUAUCAUUUUUGCAAAGCUUUUAAUUGCUAGUAAAGACAUGGAACCAGAAUUGGUAUGUGUUGAUUCUCAUGGCAAAAAGGGAAAAUUAGGCGUUCUUGGACCAGAUGGAAUGCUUUUCAAUUGUUCUCUAAAUUUAGUUAGGAAAAUUUUGAAUCCUAAUAAUCCGUUUUUUCAAUUAUUCGCAAAAGAACAACCUUACGAAAUUGCUAUUGGAAUGAAUGGCAAAGUUUGGAUUAAUGCAAGGUCUGUAAAAGAAACGAUUGCUUUAGCAAAUGCUAUACUUGCAGUUGAAUUCACACCGACUGAUCAAAUUCAAGCUUUAUGUGAUGAUAUCGCUCAAACUAUGUUCAUUUAUGAUUAAAUUAGUUUAACUGAUAAUAUGAUUAUAUAUGAAUAUUUCAAUUGUGAAUAAUUAAUUAAUA
Molecule: messenger RNA, 897 nt
Organism: Chelonus insularis
Lineage: Eukaryota; Metazoa; Arthropoda; Insecta; Hymenoptera; Braconidae
Gene: Rrp40
Product: exosome complex component Rrp40
Exons: 2
Coding region: 132-836 (234 amino acids)
Biological process (GO): TRAMP-dependent tRNA surveillance pathway; U4 snRNA 3'-end processing; exonucleolytic trimming to generate mature 3'-end of 5.8S rRNA from tricistronic rRNA transcript (SSU-rRNA, 5.8S rRNA, LSU-rRNA)
Cellular component (GO): cytoplasmic exosome (RNase complex); nuclear exosome (RNase complex)
Molecular function (GO): RNA binding
Source: RefSeq, a predicted model, not a curated record